Styela clava is the source of this 1362-nucleotide messenger RNA. Its product is annotated as U5 small nuclear ribonucleoprotein 40 kDa protein-like. Lineage: Eukaryota; Metazoa; Chordata; Ascidiacea; Stolidobranchia; Styelidae. Gene Ontology annotation, cellular component: catalytic step 2 spliceosome. Gene Ontology annotation, molecular function: RNA binding; protein binding. The record is from RefSeq and is a predicted model, not a curated record.
UUAUCUAAAAUUCUCAGAAAUAUUCCUUAUAGUAAUAAUGUCUGCCCUUACUGCUAAACGGCAAUCUCAGAUGGGAGCUCUUGUUCCAGCAAAAAAAGCAAAACAAGAACUUGCUUUGACAAACUCCUCCAAUUCCGGAGCACUUGUGCAAAAAGGGCCACCAAGAACUUCUGGAUUACUUGCUCCAAUUAUGCUACUUACAGGACACGAGGGGGAAAUUUGUUGUGCAAAGUUUCAUCCUGAAGGAGAAUUACUUGCAUCUGCCGGUUAUGAACGACUUAUAUUUUUAUGGACUGUGUAUGGGGAAUGUGAUAACUAUCAUGUUAUAAAAGGAGGACACAAAGGCGCUAUUGUAGAACUUCAGUUCAAUACAGAUGGGAAGUAUAUUUUUACAGCAAGCACUGAUAAAACAGUUGGCAUGUUUGAUUCAGAGACCGGAGAAAAAAUCAAAAGAAUGAAAGGUCACGAUUCUAUUGUUAACUCAUGUGCAUCGUCAAGACGUGGUGAUCAGCUUGUCGCAUCAGGGAGUGAUGAUUGUACAGUAAAAGUAUGGGAUGUGAGAAGAAAAGGUGCUGUCAAAUCAUUACAAUCAACUUAUCAGGUUACUUCUGUGACAUUCAAUGACACAGCGCAGCAAAUUAUGUCUGGUGGAAUUGACAACGAUAUAAAAGUUUGGGAUAUAAGAAAUGAAAAAUCAUCUAUGUCUUUGAGAGGUCAUAAGGAUACAAUAACUGGACUGAGUUUGAGUGCAGAUGGUUCUUUUUUACUUUCUAAUUCAAUGGACAAUACAUUGAGAAUGUGGGAUGUUAGGCCUUAUGCUCCACAAGAACGCUGCAUGAGAAUAUUUUCAGGUCAUCAACAUAAUUUUGAAAUGAAUCUUUUGAGGUGUAGCUGGUCACCAGAUGGUAGUCGAAUUGCAGCUGGAUCUGCGAAUAGAUUUGUUCAUGUAUGGGAUGCCAGGUCAUCUCAGCUUUUAUACAAAUUAACACCUGGCCAUGCUGGAUGUGUAAAUGAGGUUUCAUUUCAUCCCAAAGAACCAAUCAUCAUGUCCUGCUCCAUGGAUAAACAAAUUUAUCUUGGUGAAUUGCAAUGAGUGAAAAGGCUCUUUGGCAUUCUGAUAUAUUGGUAUUCUAUUACACUACUAAUAUUAUGACUGACUGAGUGUAGUGGGAAAAUGCAUCAUUACCAUCUGCGGUUAGAAUAUUUACGUAACUUAUGGACUGCAAGCCACGUUCAUGCAUUAAAUUUGCAAAAUAUUUCUAAGACUUGAACUUGAUUUUGCAUAUAUUAAUUCAAACUUAUAAAAUAUUUGGGGUGGAAAAGGCUUCUAAAUGUGGUAUUUGAAUAUAAUCUCUAACAGUC